Molecule: messenger RNA, 3343 nt
Organism: Pseudoliparis swirei
Lineage: Eukaryota; Metazoa; Chordata; Actinopteri; Perciformes; Liparidae
Product: poly(ADP-ribose) glycohydrolase
Exons: 18
Coding region: 314-2635 (773 amino acids)
Biological process (GO): carbohydrate metabolic process; ATP generation from poly-ADP-D-ribose; regulation of DNA repair
Cellular component (GO): cytoplasm; nucleus
Molecular function (GO): poly(ADP-ribose) glycohydrolase activity
Source: RefSeq, a predicted model, not a curated record
UGGUGUUGUUCAACGGUACUGUGUUUGUAGCAUUGUAGAAAGUACUAUUGUGCACUAACAAAUGUUAUUUUAUUAUGCCUUUAAGCUAUUUAAAGGGUGUCACAUCCUCCUGAACGUUUUUUCCGUUUGUUUUAACAAUCCGUUGUAGUCCAACGCCAGUUAGCAGGGAAGCGUUAGCUAACAUAAGCUUUGGUUUGUUGUUGACAGUCGGCGGUACCUACGACCGAAGGAAACAGUCUGAACACUAUUGAAAUUCAAAUCACAAUUUUCUUGCAUUAUAUAGUAUCCAAUAAAAACACAGUUUGUGUUAUGUAUGGCUGCAUACUAUAUUUUAAGAUUGUCUCACCUAUUGAAGAAAGGACUGCCUAAGAAACACGUCUGGACAAAACCAAAUAACACCUCGUUCGUGGUGUCAGCUCAAGUUGUAUUAAUGACAGCACUGACAAACUGUGAACCUUUAGCAAAGCGGCUUAAGGUUGAAAUCAGUGCCCCGACGUCCCCUUCAUCUUCUCUGACAGCCCCAUCGUCAUGUAUUCAGAGCAGAGAUGACACAGUCAAUCAAGAAAGGAGGCAACAUGACACGGAGAAGAAGAUGGAUAUGCGACCAAAGACUGGAGCAGAUAGUUUGCGAGGUGUAAAGACAAAAGGUGACCGUCAAAAAAUCUGCCCCAAACCACAACAGAAGGCCACAAAUACUCUUUUACAAUGGCUGGGUAAGCACCAAAAACAACCGAGUACACAUGAAGCAUGCCAAAUCAAAGAGGAUGUAGAGAUGGCUGGCGACUGUGGCUUUCAAAGCACUUCAGCUCAGGUUAUGGACUGCCAAAAUGCUGAAAAUCCCACCUUGUCUGACGACGACGAAGAAACCCAACCUUUGACACCUCAAGAGCUGUAUGAAGAAACACCUGUAUCACCACCUUCCAAUGAUUCUGCAGGAGGGAUGUCAUCAACAGGUUUACCUGUGAGAAGUUGCAGGCCAGACACGGCUCCAGAGGAUGCAGACGAGGACACCUCCGCUGUUGUCAAGCCAAAGGUCAAAUGGCUCGGGACGCCAAUCAAUGACCUUAAGAGAAUGCCUGAAUGUGGAGGACUGCUUCCUCCACUGAGGAAUGCUCCUGGCCACCACACUGUGAUGAUACAGACAGACCUUCUUGAGAGUGGUAAAGUCUGUGUCCCAUAUCCUGCUACAUUUGAGGAUACUUGGGAUGAUGUCCAUGUCAAGAUGCCCUGUUCCAGUUGGAACCUAUUUCCUGUAUAUGAUGAGAUAACACAAGAGCAUCAGAAUAAAAGUCGGUGGGAGUUGAUCGAGGAUAAUUUAAACAACACAUUUUCAAGUCAACACGAUUUGAAGAAUGCAAUAUUGAAAUACAGUGCCUCACAAGCCAAGAAAUGGGACUUCACCGCAUUCCGUUUGUAUUGCACCACGGUCCUGGAGCCUGAUGACGCUGAACAUCUGUUUGGCUCCCUGCUGCCAGACAUGGUGCAAUUAGCACUGCGAGCAUCUGAGCUCUGUACCAAGCCGAUACCCCUCCUCAAGAGAGGCAUGAACCACUCCAUCACCAUGUCUCAGGAGCAGGUGGCAUGUCUGCUCGCCAACGCCUUCUUCUGCACCUUCCCCCGACGAAACUCCAGAAGGAAUGAAUACGGCAACUACCCGGACAUCAACUUCUUCAGGCUGUUUGAGGGGUCCUCGUCAAGGAAGAUUGAGAAACUGAAAACCCUGAUGUGCUAUUUCAAAAGUGUCACCGAACAAAAGCCUAGUGGACUUGUAACAUUCACACGAAAAGGAGUGGAUGAACGUAACUGGAGAAGCUCACAAACACAACUCACAAAGCUCCACAUUACUUGUGAAGGAACCAUUGAGGAUGAUGGUUAUGGAAUGCUUCAGGUGGAUUUUGCCAAUAAGUUUGUGGGAGGAGGAGUCACCAGUUCGGGUCUAGUUCAAGAGGAAAUCCGUUUUCUAAUCAAUCCUGAGCUCAUUGUUUCUCGCCUCUUCACUGAAGCCCUGGAUCAUAAUGAAUGCGUGAUCAUCACAGGUACACAGCAGUACAGUAGAUACACAGGCUAUUCUCAGACCUACCAGUGGAAUGGCAGCCACCAGGACACAACUCCAAGAGACAGUUGGCAGAGAAAAUGCACCGAGAUUGUGGCCAUCGACGCGCUGCAGUUCAAGAACUUUCUCGAACAGUUUAAACCAGAGAAAUUAAACCGGGAACUAAACAAGGCCUACUGUGGCUUUGCUCGAUCGGAACAGCAAAGCCAAAACCUUGCGGCAGUGGCUACGGGGAACUGGGGCUGUGGGGUUUUCGGAGGUGACGCGCGUCUGAAAGCGUUGCUCCAGAUGCUGGCAGCUGCUGAGGCGGGCCGAGAUGUGGCCUAUUUCACCUUUGGUGACAGCCAGCUCAUGACGGAUGUCCACAAGAUGCACUCUUUCCUAACUCAGAGGGAGAUCGGUGUCGGGGAGGUGUAUGAUCUCCUGAGGCAGUACGACAGCUCGGUGUGCAGGAGCUGCCUCAGUCGGCGCCCUGACGUCAGCCUCUACUCCUUCAUCUACCAACAGGUCAGCUCCUCCCUAGCGCCAGAUGACUAUGACAGGGGCUCGGCCAGACAUCACGUCCCUGCAGACUGCCGUUAAAGUCAGGUGGCUGAUGAGUCAGACUGCCGUAUUUUUAUAUGUUUUUUUUUAACCCAAGAAAACGACUUAAAACUUUCUCCAGCUGCCUUUUUUGGGGGGUGGAUAAACCGAAUGUGAUCUCCACCACUGGCAGCCGAAAAUGACAAUCUAGCGUGGAGAUCCUUUUCAAAAACAAAGGAAGUGCAAAGGGUGAUUAGUUACCAGCCCGUCUGGCGCCGUGUUCAUUUUGCUGCUGCUGUUAAUACGCCAAUGGAUCGAGCUUCAAUACGAAGCAAUUGUGAAUUUAAUGGUGAAGCAAAGGUCGCCAUCCAUCUUCUGGGUUUGUCGUGUUGCCUUUUUUCUUUUUACACCCACACAUAUUCAGCCUAAUUGAACUGGGUGUCAGAAAUCAAGUUCAAGGAACAUAAUAACAAGAACGGGGUUCGGAAAGCUUGGCUUUAUUUUUUAAACAUUUCUUUUUUUGAAGAGCAGCGUGUCUCUUCUUUUUUUUCUUCUUCUAUUCAUUCACAGCAAAAUUCUAGUUGCAAUCACAGUUCGUCAUGAUUUUCUUUUGAUUAUUUGCUGUAUGUGAUGCACUCUAAGGAACCCAGUUGCACUUAAAUUAUGUAUUUGAUUGGUUUGUUUCUGUAUUUAACUACUAAUAUCAAUGAUUAUUUGUUAUUUGACAGGAAUUUUUAAACGGCCUGAAUAAAAUCUGUUUAAAGUAAA